Molecule: messenger RNA, 1220 nt
Organism: Lacerta agilis (Sand lizard)
Lineage: Eukaryota; Metazoa; Chordata; Lepidosauria; Squamata; Lacertidae
Gene: C4HXorf38
Product: chromosome 4 CXorf38 homolog
Exons: 8
Coding region: 51-1046 (331 amino acids)
Source: RefSeq, a predicted model, not a curated record
AGCCCGGCCCCCUGGAGGCUGGCGCGCAAGGCGGCAGAGCCGUACAUGCCAUGGCGCUGGCAGAACUGGCCUCUCGCCUCAACUGCGCCGAGUACAAGAACUGGGUGAAGGCCGGGCACAGCCUGCUGCUCUUGCGGGCCGCCCUGCAGCGCUUUGCCGGGGAGCAAGUGCAGGCCUUCCACCGUCAGCUCGUCGCGCGCUCCUCCGCGCGCCUCAGCCCUUCGGGCCUCCGCUGCAGCGGGCGCUGCACCCCUCGAGGCAAGCAGUUUCAGCCUGCGUGCUCCUUGUGUAAAGAAUGGAAAAAAGAGAUUUUGAAUCAUCACACGCACAAGAAUGGGGAGGUCCACUGGGGAAACUGCAGGCCUUGGCUCUGGCCAUCUAAUGCAUGGGAGUUGGCAAAGGCUUACAUGCCUCGUGGGAAAGCAGACAUUUGUAGUCCAGACAAAUGUGAUGCAUCUGCACUCUUAAAUCUUUUCAACUUCUGCGAUCACUUCAGUAACAUCGAUCAGAAGAAAGUCAGAGAGGUGAUUAAGUGCCGCAAUGAACUAAUGCAUUCUUCAGAUAUGAAAGUCUCUUCUUCCUGGCUGAAAGAAUUUGGGAAUCAUGUUCAGAACUUGCUAACUGAAUUUCAACACAUUCCAGAGGCUCAGAUGGCUCGUACAAGGAUAGAAAAGCUUCUGUCAUCUGAUUGGGCUGUGCAUGUACCAGGGGGAGAUCAGCUUGAUGGAUUGGAGGGUGAAAUGAAUCGAAGCCAAAUCAGUGAAAUAGAAGCAGAACUGAUAAAAGAGAGACUCCAUGAAAUCAGUCUUCUCAUGGAAGAACAAGGAAUGAUGUCAGAAGAGGAUUUAAACAGAAUACAAAUUGUAAAGGAUUUCUUAAACGGCAACCAUGAUCUUCAAAGAAGUUUGCAGGCUGAAAUGCAGAACCUAGAAGACCUCGUGCAAAAAUUGUACGGCCAAAAACAACCCAUGAAAGAAACCCAGGAAGUGAACAAUGAGGAGACAGAUGAAGAUUGUCAUAUAGAAAAAAGGAAGCGUACGAUAUGAAGAAUGUGACUCUACUGUGAAGAUGUCAUGCAUUACCAAAUGGGAAACUUGCAUAUUUCCACAGGAACGCUCAUUUAAAGAGCAAUCCUUUUUUCAAGUUAUAUUGGAAUUUGGAGAAUAAACCUGAAGGGUCAACAGUUAUUUCCUUAAAAAUUCCAGUUUCCUUUGAACUGU